Molecule: messenger RNA, 1510 nt
Organism: Rattus rattus (black rat)
Lineage: Eukaryota; Metazoa; Chordata; Mammalia; Rodentia; Muridae
Gene: Chlsn
Product: chromosome 16 C7orf50 homolog
Exons: 5
Coding region: 67-648 (193 amino acids)
Source: RefSeq, a predicted model, not a curated record
GCGCGGAACCUGCGGAGUUGGUGGUGGAGGCGCGUGGCAGAGGUGUGUGAGAGUGGGAGCUGCAGGAUGGUGAAACAGAAGAGAAAAGGUCUCGAGCGGACAGCAAAGGAGAGUAAAAAGCAGAAGAUAACACCGGCAGAGGAGACGCCGAGGGUAUCUGAAGCUAGGCCAGGCAAGGAGGCGGCCAGCCCCGUGGUGCAGGAGGCCAGCCCUGAGUUGUCCCCAGAGGAGAGAAGAGUCUUGGAAAGGAAGCUGAAGAAGGAACGGAAGAAGGAAGAGAAGAAGCGGCUGCGGGAGGCAGGCAUUGCCGCAGCACAGACUGCCAAGGUUCAGACCCCGCCAGCCAAGCCCUCAGCUGCUGUCCUGGCCCUGGAGUACCUCCAAGGGUGGGCUCAGAAGCAGGAGAGCUGGAGAUUCCAGAAGACGAGGCAGACAUGGCUCUUGCUACACAUGUACGACGAGGACAAGGUUCCUGAAGAGCACUUUUCUACCCUGCUGGACUACCUCGAGGGGCUCAAGGGCAGCGCCCGAGAGCUGACGGUGCAGAAGGCCGAGACCCUGAUGCAGGAGCUGGAUGGGGCGGACCCCGAGGCCAGGUCUCCGGGAAAGGCUCAGCGCCUCCGGCAGGUGCUCCAGCUGCUCUCCUAGCGGAGGAGCCGCCUUGGCCCCGAGGACGCACUGCUACCUCUUCCCAGAGCUGUGGGAGCCAAUGGGUCACCAGCAGGUCAUCUGUCUCGAGGACUUCCUUCCAAAGCCCUGAGAAGAACCCUUCAUCCCCCUCCUAUGAGCUGUAACAGUUUCUGGUGCCUUGGGAGUUGAUCAUGGUCUCCCUGAAAUAGUUCUAAGGGGCCACUCCUGCAUGAGUGCCCUGAAGUGGCUGUGGACAGAGUCUUCUUUUUCUACCAAGGGUAUCUUAAAGGUUGGCCCAAGCCUGCAGCCUGGGUGCAGCUCACCUGUCUGCAGGGAGACCCUAUUGAGGGCUCGUAUUGAGGCCCCUGGGCCUGUGUGGCUGCCCCAUGAUCCCUACUCAGUUUAGCAGUCACAGCUGUCCCUAUGUCAGCACUGGGCCAGCUCCUUCUCAUUGAACCUCUUGGCCAGCGCGUUGGAAACAGAAGGACUAAGCAUCUGUAUCUGGGCCCAUGUCACCAUCAGAACACACGCUCCACUCCCACUGGGUGACUUUCCAGACCAUAAAGAAUCGCCCAUAGAUGCCACACAGGGAGGGCACUGACAGGCUAGAGAGGAUCUGGUGCGAGUCUGGCUCAGGGAGUAGUGAGUUCACUGGGGUCUGCAAAUGGGAACCACAGCCUGUGUCCGCCUUCGGCCUCUUCCGCUUCCAGCCACAGCUUCUUGACCUCAUCCACGGCCCCUUGCAUCAGUCACUUUUAUACCCCAGGUAUAGAGGUUUAUAAAAGAGAUUUACAGAAAAAUAUAUGCCAUAUCUCAAGAAAUUUAUUAAAACAAUUCUGAAUACAAAUAAUUUCCCAUUUAUUAAAGGAAAGUUUGCAUA